AUGGAUAAGACUGAUCUGCUUGUUCUUAUCGGGUUGACGCUAGUUGUGGUUCUCUACCUGAAGAGGGAGACCAUCAAGUCGUUUAUCAGCGAGCUGCUGUUUGCGGAGGAGGACAGUGCUACAACUGUUUCUACAUCCUCUCGUGAUAUUGCUGAAGUUGUCAAUGAGCAUGGCAAGAACUACGUUGUGUUCUACGCUUCGCAGACUGGUACUGCUGAAGACUAUGCCAAGAAGUUUGCCAAGGAGUUGACCGCUAAGUUUGGUCUGAAUGUUAUGUGUGCCGAUGUCGAGUACUUCGACUUCGAAACUCUGAAUGAUCUGCCUGAUGGCUGUGUGGUGUCUUUCUUUGUGUCUACUUAUGGUGAAGGUGACUUCCCAGACGGUGCUGUCCACCUCGAGGACUUCUUGUCCAACUGUGGCACCACCGACUUGGAAAACGUGAACUUUACUAUCUUCGGUUUGGGUAACUGCACUUACGAGUUCUUCAACGGUGCUUCCAGAAAGUGUAACAAGUACUUGCUGGAGGCCGGUGCCAAACAGAUCGGUGCCGCUGGUGAAGGUGACGACGGUUCUGGCUCCACUGACGAGGACUACUUGGCUUGGAAAGACGCAAUCCUGGAAGAAUUGAAGAGCAAACUGAAACUGGACGAACGUCAAGAGAAGUUUGUGCCUUCUUUCAAGUUGGAGACCUUGGAAACUGUCACUGAGAAGACCUCCCUCGGUGAGCCCUCUUUGCAAUACUUGCCUGCUAACAAGCUCUCUUUCAACGACGAAGGUGUCCAAUUGGGCCCAUUCGACCUGUCCCAACCAUACGUUGCCCCUGUCGCCAAGUCCUACGAGUUGUUCAAGUCCGGCGACCGUAACUGUAUCCACUCCGAAAUCGAUGUCUCUGGCUCCAACAUUAAGUACACCACCGGUGAUCACUUGGCUAUCUGGCCAUCCAACGCCAACGAAAAGGUAGAACAAUUCUUGCAACUGUUCAACUUGAAAGGUGACACCAUCUUCAACUUGAAACCUCUUGACUCUACCAUUAAGGUCCCAUUCCCUUGCCCAACUACCAUCGAAGCCACUGUCAGACACUACUUGGAAAUCACCGGCCCUGUCUCUAGACAAUCCUUCGGCUCUUUGAUCCAAUUUGCUCCAAACGAAGAAAUCAAACAGAAGCUGACCGCUUUGGCCAAGGACAAGGACCUUUUCGCCAAAGAAAUCACUGCCAAAUGUUACAACCUUGCUGAUGCCUUGCUAUACGUCUCCAACGGCCAACCAUGGUCCACUGUCCCAUGGGAAUUCUUGAUUGAAGCUAUGGCUCACAUCCAACCUCGUUACUACUCUAUCUCCUCUUCUUCCUUGUCCGAAAAGCAAACCAUCCACAUUACCUCUGUUGUUGAAAACUCUCCAAACCCUGUUGACCCAUCUCUACCACCAGUUGUAGGUGUUGCUACCAACUUGCUGAGAAACGUGCAACUUGCCAAGAACAACGAAGAUACUUCCUCUAUGCCUGUCCACUACGAUCUAAACGGUCCUCGUAACCUAUUCCAAGGCUACAAGCUUCCUGUCCACGUCCGUCGUUCCACUUUCAGAUUGCCAACCAACCCAUCUACCCCAGUCAUCAUGAUUGGUCCAGGUACUGGUGUCGCCCCAUUCCGUGGUUUCGUCAGGGAAAGAGUUAAGUUCGUUGAGCAACAAGAAAACGUCCAACUUGGUAAGCAUUUAUUGUUCUAUGGUUCCCGUAACACUGACGACUACCUAUACAGAGAAGAAUGGCCAGAAUAUGCUAAGAAGCUUGGUGCCUCCUUUGAGAUGAUUGUGGGCCAUUCCAGAAUCCCAGGUCAACCAAAGGUCUACGUCCAGGACAAGAUCAGAGAACACGCACAGGAAGUUUUGAAGCUGAUUCAUGAAGGUGCUUUCUUAUACAUUUGUGGUGAUGCUAAGAACAUGGCUCAAGGUGUCAACGCUGCACUAGUCGAUAUUCUGUCUGAAGACAAGAAGAUCACAAAGGAAGAAGCUUCUGAAAUGAUAAAGAUGUUGAAGACUACCGGCAGAUUCCAAGAAGAUGUGUGGUAA
This is a messenger RNA of Nakaseomyces glabratus, 2064 nucleotides long. It is a transcript of the gene NCP1, whose product is annotated as NADPH--hemoprotein reductase. NCBI's taxonomy places the organism in Eukaryota, Fungi, Ascomycota, Saccharomycetes, Saccharomycetales, Saccharomycetaceae. Gene Ontology annotation, cellular component: cytosol. Gene Ontology annotation, molecular function: FMN binding; NADPH-hemoprotein reductase activity; flavin adenine dinucleotide binding. The record is from RefSeq and is a predicted model, not a curated record.